Molecule: messenger RNA, 1917 nt
Organism: Thrips palmi
Lineage: Eukaryota; Metazoa; Arthropoda; Insecta; Thysanoptera; Thripidae
Product: leucine-rich repeat-containing protein 49
Exons: 9
Coding region: 1-1917 (638 amino acids)
Molecular function (GO): protein binding
Source: RefSeq, a predicted model, not a curated record
AUGCACGACGGCCGCCUUCAGGUGGCGAGGACCAUCCGGGAGAAGGAGAAGAACCCCGACAGGAUCAGCCUGGACAGGCGGGGGCUGACGGCCGUGCCGCUGAUGCCCGGCGAGUCGCGCGUGCGCCUGCUCUCGCUGCAGCACAACCUCAUCACGCGCAUGGACUCGCUGUCGGCGGCGGGGCUCACGCUGAGCCGCCUCGUGUUCCUCGACAUGUACGACAACCAGGUGGACCGCGUGUCGGGCCUCGACUGCCUGGACAACCUGCGCGUGCUGCUCAUGGGCAAGAACCGCAUCAAGAAGAUCGAGGGCCUGCGCCGGCAGACGCGCCUCGAGGUGCUGGACCUGCACGGCAACCAGAUCACGUCCGUCGGCGGGCUGUCCUUCCUGUGCGAGCUCAAGGUGCUGAACCUCGCCGGCAACCAGAUCCGUUCGGUGGGCGCGUCCGACCUGCAGGGCCUGCGCAACCUGCAGGAACUGAACUUGCGGCGGAACCGACUGAGGAAGCUGCUGGGCUUCGGGGACACGCCCCACCUCGUCAAGCUGUUCCUCAGCAACAACGAGCUCAGCAGCGUCGAGGACAUGUACAGUGUCGCGAAGGCCAGCCACUUGCGCGAGGUGACCAUCGACGGCAACCCGGUGGCGCAGGGCGGCGACUGCGUGUCCUUCCUCGUGUCGUACUUACCGAACCUCAACAUGCUGAGUAACCUGCAGAUCACCGACCCCGUGCGCAAGGCCGCCAUGUCGUGGCGCUCCAACAAGGAGGCCGCCAGCAGCCUGUUCGUGCAGUUGGGCGUCGGGGAGCCGGACGGCGUCAAGCGGGAGGAGGUCAUCUUCAACGCGCGCACCAACUGGGAGCUGCUGCGCUCGCAGUCCUGCUGCGCCAACAGCCCCCGGCCCGGACACGGCCCCGGCCACGCGUCGGGGCAGAGGCCAGGCACGGCCUCGGGCACGGCCACGGCCGCCCCCAGUCUCGACGCCGACCACCAGCACGGCCUCGACGGCGAGGACAAGCCGACGUGCCCCGCCCCCGCCGCCCCCAGCAGUGCGGGCAACGCGCAGGGCAAGACACGCGAGCAAGGCGGCGACUACCUCGUGGAGAUCAGCGGCCGCUACCUCAACGUGUACGGCCAGGGCGCGCUGCGGUUCAUCGACAGACCGUGGAACGCGGCCAAGGCCGCCGACGUCACCAUCGUCCGCUUCAACUACAUCAACUUCAACGGGCUGACGGCGGUGCUGGGCCGCCUCAAGCAGCGCUUCCCCAACGCCGAGCACUUCAUCUUCCGCGAGAACAACCUGGCGUGUCUGGGCCAGCUCAACGCGCUCGCCGACAUCCAGGGCCUCACCUCGCUGUGCGUCGAGGAGGAGGGCAACCCCAUCGUGGCCAAGCAGUGGCAGAGCUACGCCAUCUACCGCCUGGCACACUGGGGGCUGCGCACCAUCAACGACGUGGAGGUGACGGAGGAGAUGGUGUCGGCCGCGGCCGCCGAGUUCCGCGGCCUCAGCGACCUGGUGCUGUGGUCGCUGCCGGACACCCUGCUGCAGCCCCUGCUGUCGCGGCUGCGCUUGGACGGGUCGCGCGGCCACGGCGCCGCCCUGCCCGCCCCGCACCACCACCACCUCAGCGCGCGCCAGUGGCUGUGGACCGCGGACCCCGCGCUGCGCACCGUGGUGGGCAAGGAGGCCCUGCAGUGGCGGCGCACCAGCCUCACGCAGGACGACCUGCUGUGGCGCCACAAGGGACGCGUGCAGCUCGGCGCGCUCCUCGACAUGGCCGUGUCCGCCGUGGCCAAGCUGCGCCAGCUCGAGUCCGAGUGGCCCAGCGUGCUGCAGGAGCUGGUGCGCGACACGCUCGUCGACUACUCGCACCUGCACGCCUACAUGAAGAAGUGCAUGGCCAGCCUGCAGCGGCUCUGA